AUGCAUCGUGCGAAUGUUAGUAAAACACAAGAUCCUAUCGUCCCGCAUGCGACGCGUUUAGUUUCUUAUAUGAAUACGCACCCUGAAACAAUUCUCACCUAUGCUAAGUAUUUUGGAAAAGUUCAGAAUGCCGUCAGUGCGCGUAUGACAGAUAUAGAUUCCGAUGGUUUCGUUGUGUUAGCAAAGGAAUCAGAUGGAACAGAAAAUGAAGUUCAUAUUAGAUUUAAAAAUCGGCUGAAAAGCUAUGAUCAGGUUAGACCGGUAUUGACUGAAAUGGCCAAAGAGGCCGAAGAAGCUUUAUCUUUGCCCAGUACAACACCUCCGCCCAUGCCGUCUAGCAACUUCACAAACAUUCAUACCCCUUUUAAUCCUCCAGAAUCAUCAAGAUUCAUUGGAAUUUUGUUAACAAUUGUUUUCUGUGCUGUUUUGGCAUUUUAUCCUUCUCCGGCACCAGAAGUUAUCAAGACUUUAAGAUCAAUAUUUGGGCAAGAGCUCCUACGGAACGUGGGCACUGUGGCUUGGGACUACAAUGCUUGUUGGUCAUUGUUGUCAAAUAGCAACAAUGCUUAUUCAACGCCUAGUUCACAACAGAUCAAUGCUGGAUAUGAAACUCGACACUUAUCCACUUAUCCAUGGCUUGUUUCUGAACAGCAAACACCUCAAGCACAGGCAAUAAUACCAACAACUUCAGCAUCAACUGGUUCGACUUCAUCCAAAGGUAUUUAUAUUACUCCAGGAUUAGAAACGAACGGUAACCUCGUGCCAACACAAAAUACUCCGAUUGUUGGCUCAAGUAUAAGAAAUACAAGUGUGAAACAUGGAGCAGAUAACAGCGCAAGCACACCUGCUAACGCAUCUUCCACCAACAUGAGUGAAACUGGUAAUAAUAACCCAAACAAUAAUAGAGCACCUGAAUAUGGUAAAAUUUUGAUUCUUGAAGUCAAUUUCGAGCUGAUUCGUGUUUGUAUCGAUUAUCACACCAAUAAAUGGCCAAACGAAGAAUUGACUAUGUAUAAAAUGCGCCUUCAAGCAAAUUUAGCCUAUCUUGCAAUGGUAGCCGAUGAAUAUAACGGAAACCCUCGAAACAAAGUAAAGCCCAAAAUACCUGAUUUAUCCCCUUUACCCAUUCCACGUGGUUCAUGCGGACAAAAUCUUAACAAUCUUAUUCAACGAGCUGUUCAAGUCUUUUCGGAUUAUAAAAAAUUUCAUAGGUCUGAAGUUGUUUCUACAACUGUAAGUUCUAAUGUAAAUCAUAUCAGUCAUACAAGUAAUAAUAUUACUAGCAAUAUAUCGGCUAGUACGGUGUCAGAUGGAGGGACAUCCACCUCUCCUCGACAAUAUAAAUUACCGACUUCAAGUAGUAUCAUGGGUUCUGUGCUGCCAUCAUCUUCUCAGUAUCAGCAAAUGUACCAAAAGCAACAGCCCACUCCGCAGCAGAUGCAUCCUCCACAACAGCUGCAACAAGUUUCACAGCAUCAACAGCAGCAUACUCAACGGCAAUCGUCUAACCGGUUCUCCGGAUCUAUAGCGCCAUCCGCAACGAUGGCUGCAACUUAUCAGCGACAUUCAUCUUCGCUACAACCAAAUAUGGUAGCUAAUAAUAACAAUAUGACCGAUUAUACAAUGAUGACAAGUAAUAAUUCCGAACAACCUUAUCAAGUCCUUCCUCCAUUAGUUGGAAUUGGUGGUAUGUCAAUUGGAAAUGCAGGGAACAGCAAUGCUAACAACGGACAAGGCACAGGAAUAUUACCUUCUCUAAUUGGUUUAAACGAUCAGUUUGGCAUGCCUAUAUCUCAACAGCAACAACAACAAUUACAGAAUGUAGGAUUCACAGGAUUUAUGAGUGGUAAUUCUGGAAUUUCUAGUGGUGCAGGAUUUGGUACCACAAAUACUUUCGGUAUGGCCCAAUAUCCAAGCGCUAAUGGAAGCAGCGUCAUGAAUAACGGCGGUAUCAGCAAUAAUGGAACUGGGUUAGCAAGUAACAAUAACAUGGGAAGCAAUGGUAUUGGUGUAAAUGCUUUGGCAGGUAACGGUUACGGAAGCAAUAGUAUAGCGGGAAAUACCUCAGGACUUCCAAAUAUGUUAAAUCAUGAUAAUGGAAUGUAA
Messenger RNA from Cetraspora pellucida, 2106 nucleotides. The record is from the annotation of a GenBank genome assembly. Lineage: Eukaryota; Fungi; Glomeromycota; Glomeromycetes; Diversisporales; Gigasporaceae.